Ectocarpus siliculosus is the source of this 762-nucleotide messenger RNA. The record is from the annotation of a GenBank genome assembly. Lineage: Eukaryota; Phaeophyceae; Ectocarpales; Ectocarpaceae.
AUGGCAACAAAAGAGGUGGCUCGAUGUCAUCUGCUGGUUUCGAAGCCGAGAUUGGUGAUUCUACUGGGGCAGUCAAGUCCCGCAGGAGGGUCGUCCAAGCGCCAACGGACGACCUCCUCGCCAGGAGCAAAGGAACAAUGCGGGGGCAGUAGGACGACGGCACCACACAAACCCGUCAACGCAUACGACCUCCAUACACUAUCGCCGGAGGCAACGGUUCUGCCAGGAGGACGGCUGCACAACGUGAUCAUCAUACGGCAAUGGCCCCAGCAAAAAGGUGGAGUUCUGCUCACAGCAUGCCAAGCCAGGCAUGAUCAACCUCGUCAGCAAGCGGUGCGGCCAUCCAGGGUGCAUGAAGCUCCCGUCAUAUGGAAAAGACGGUAGCAAGGGGCCAGAGUUCUGCACCCAGCACAGCCAGGAGGGUAUGGUCAAUGUCCGUGGCAGGAGGUGCGGCCAUCCAGGUGCACGAAGGGGGCACCAUAUCGUAAAGAUAGCAACCACAAGGCGGAGUUCUGCGCCUAGCACAGCCAGGAGGGUAUUGUCAAUACCGCCAGCAAGAGGUGCGGCCACCCAGGGUGCGUGAAGUGGCCGUCAUACGCUCACGACCUCGGCAAGAAGCCGGAGUUCUGCUCGCAGCACAGGCAGGAGGGUAUGGUCAAUGUCCGUGUUAUGAAGUGCGGCCAUCCAGAGUGCACGAAGAGGGCAUCAUACCGUAAAGAUGGCAACCACAUGGCGGAGUUCUGCGCGCAGCACAGCCAGCAG